Molecule: messenger RNA, 9599 nt
Organism: Heterocephalus glaber (naked mole-rat)
Lineage: Eukaryota; Metazoa; Chordata; Mammalia; Rodentia; Bathyergidae
Product: cytokine receptor common subunit beta
Biological process (GO): cytokine-mediated signaling pathway; immunoglobulin mediated immune response
Cellular component (GO): membrane; external side of plasma membrane
Molecular function (GO): cytokine receptor activity; protein binding
Source: RefSeq, a predicted model, not a curated record
ACAAUUCUGAGAAGCUGAGCAAUGCUUGUGAAAGGGCAUGUGUGUAGAAACAGGCUUCACUUCCUCUUUCCGAGUCUGCUGCCUCACGACAGUGCCAUAAAUAAAUAGGAAGCUUGGAGACGCACAGCUGACUGGAGGAGGCUCCCGAAGGAGCUGGCUGUGGAGGACCAGAGGAGGCAGAGUCUUGGAGUCACAAGAGCCAGUGACAUGAGUCUGGCACAGCCGCCAGCCCGGCAGCCACAGGAGACUUCAGGGCAAUGAGGACACCCACCUGUCCAUAGCCAGCAGCCAACCUGCAGGUCCAGAGCUGACCAGGAGAUGGCGCUGCUCCCAGGACCGCUCCUCAUGGCCCUGCUGGCUCUGGGCUGGGGGACCCGUGUGGAAGGGUCAGAGGGUACUGUUCCGCUGCAGACCCUGCACUGCUACAACGACUACACCAGCCGCAUCGUGUGCAGCUGGGCAGACACCGAGGCUGCUGGGCAGCUCAUCAAUGUGACCCUCCAUCGCAGGUUAAAAGGGGACCAUCCCCAGCCAGUGUCCUGUGACCUCACUAAGGAUAUGCCCUGGUCACACUGCCCAUCUCCUCCCUGUGUGCCUAGAAGAUGUGUCAUUCCCUACCAAGGUUUCGUCCUGGCCGACAAUGAUUACUACUCAUUCCAACCAGACCGGCUUCUGCACAUCCAGCGCACCGUGACACUGGCCCAGCACGUGCAGCCGCCCCCACCCCGAGAUGUCCAGAUCUAUGCCACUGGGGACCAAUUCCUGCUGACCUGGAGUGUGGCCCUCGGGGGUCCCAAGAUGUCCUGGCUGUCACAGGGGGACCUGGAGUUUGAGGUGGUCUACAAGAGGCUUCACGAGUCCUGGGAGAAUGCCAGCACCCUGCACUCCAGCUCCUCCCAGGUCACCCUGGGGCCCGAGAUCCUCCUGCCCAGCAGCACCUAUGUGGCCCGAGUGCGGACCCGGCUGGCCCCACACUCGGGCUUCUCAGGGCGGCCCAGCCAGUGGAGCCGUGAGGUUCACUGGGACUCACAGCCAGGGGACAAGGCCCAGCCCCAGAACCUGCAGUGUGUCUUUGAUGGGGCCCACGUGCUCAGCUGCUCCUGGGAGGUGAGGUCCCAGGUGACCAGCUCGGUCUCCUUCGGCCUCUUCUACAGGCCCAGCCCGGAUGCAGGGGAGGAGGAGUGUCCCCAGGUGCAGAAGGAGGAGCUUGACGGCCUCUACACCCGCCAGUCCUGCCAGAUCCGUGUCUCCAGCCUGAGGCCCCAUGGCCAGUACACGGUGGCCGUGCGCCCACGGAAUGAAGAGACAUUCAUCAAGAGCUCAGAGCACAUCCAGAUGGAGGCCCCGACCCUCAACGUGACCAAGGCUGGAGGCAGCUACAGCCUGCGCUGGGAGGCGAAGAGAAUGUACUAUUCCCACAUCGAGAACAUCUUCCAGGUCCAGUACCGGAAAGACAAGGAGGAGUGGGAGGACAGCAAGACUGAGACCCUGAAGAACGCGCACAGCAUGCCGCUGCCCCCCCUGCAGCCCGCCACCACCUACUGGGCCAGGGUGAGGGUCAGGCCCAGCCCCAGAGACAGCUACGACGGGAUCUGGAGCGAGUGGAGCAAGGAGCAGGGCUGGACCACUGAGCGGGUGCUGCCUCCCUGGGUGCUGACACUCAUCCUGGUCUUUGUCACCCUGGCCCUGCUCCUGGCCCUGCGCUUCUGUGGGCUCUGUGGGUACAGGCUGAACAGGAAGUGGAAGGAGAAAAUCCCCAACCCCAGCAAGAGCCACCUCUUCCAGAAUGGAAGUGCAAGGCUCUGGCUCCCAGACAGCAUGGUGGCCUUCGCGGGCAGGAGCGCCCCUCGCCAGGGGCCCAGGGCUGGCCUCUUCCCUGAGCUGGAGGGGCUGUGCGCUGUAGAUCACAGGGACAGUGAGGUGUCACCUCUCACCACAGAGGACCCUAAAGUUGUCUGUGACCCUCCAUCCGGGUCUCGUUCCACUCUGGCUGCCUCAGACCUGACCCCAGAACAGGUCCCCAGCCCUCAGCCAGGCCCGCCAGCCACCCAAGGCCGACCUGAGGACCAGCUCGCCACCUUCGACUUCAAUGGCCCCUACCUUGGGUCGCCACACAGCUGCUCCCUGCCUGACCUCGCCGGCCAGCGUGCACCACCACAGGGCCCCAAGCCAGCCCUGCCAGGCUCCCUGGAGUACCUGUGUCUGCCCCCCGGGGGACAGGUGCAGCUGGUGCCUCUGACCCAGGUCACAGGGCAGGGACAGGCUGCCCAUGAGGAAGUAGGGGGAGGCCCUGCCCCUCCUGCAUCUGAGCCCAGGGGCCAGGCACAGGACCCAGAGGACAGCCCAGCUAUUCUGCCCACAAGCUCUGAGGGCCCUGAGCACCUGGUCCUGGCCUCUGGUUAUGUCACCACUGCAGACCUGGCACUAACCUUGUCCACAGGGGCCUCAUCUGUCUCCCUGGCCCCCGCUCUGGGCCUCCAGGACCCCUGCCUCUGUCCAGGCCUGCCCCCCGCAGGGCCCCCCAUAACCCCACUCCCUGAGAAGCCAGGAUUUGAGGGCUAUGUGGAGCUUCCUCCAACCAUGGGGGCACCCCCCAUGUCCCUUCUGGGCAGUCCUGCAUCCAGCAACCCUGUCCUGAGCCCAGGGGAGCCCCGGGCAGAUGUGCCCCUGCCGUCCCCAACUCCUGAGGGGCUCCUGGUCCUGCAGCAGGUAGGGGACUACAGCUUCUUCCCUGGCCUAGGACCUGGCCCCUUCUCACCCCGAAGCAAACCCUCUUCCCCAGGACCCUGUCCGGAGAGAGCAGACAUUGAGCGGGGUUCCACAGUCCAGAAACCUCCAGACCAGCCUGUACCCCAGGUGCCUGCCAUUCAGUUCUUUAAGUCCUGGAAGCAGCAGGACUACCUGUCAGUCCCCCCAUGGGAAGUCAGCGGGCCCCGAGAGGUGUGCUGAGGCCUUGCAGACCACUCUGUACCCUGCAUUCUCCCUGUGACCUCCCCAGAGCCAUGGGGCAUCCAUGAUGACAAUGACAGGACCUGGAGAACCCUCCACCCCUCAGAGUCCCCUGGACCUUCAGGGGCCGCCUUUCUCCUGCUGCUUCUUUCACAAACACACACACACACACACACACACACUUUUCUUUCAGGUUAACUUAUUUCUAGAUUCUGAGUUAUUAGAGCUUUCUAUGCAUAGCCAUCCACCUCCCUUUCCUUUUGUUUUUUAUGGGGUUCCCUUGUCUUCGUUCUGUCUUCCCUCUUCACUGCUGAUUCAUUACUGGAGUGAGGUUGGGUCCCAGGCAAGCCUAUCCUGAGCAUAAGCCCUGCCCCGUGUGUUGCAGGCUCUGGUGGGCAGCCUGUGCCCUGCAAGCUCCCAGGCACAACAUGUGCUUCUGGGGCGGCUGCAGGAGGGCCGGGUGACACCUUGAGGUGAGACCUGGAGACCAUCCAUGACCUCCUCAACUGUCACUCCAGGAAAUGGGCGUGGGGUGGUAACGUGCAGGGCCCGAGUGUGCAGAGCUGUCUGAAUUCCUGGAAAGCUCUGUUAGUCCUCACAGAGGUGAUUCGGGGGUCUGGGGGGGUCAGGGGUCAGAGAGAAGUCACUGAUCUUGGUGAUGCCAUGUGGUGCCUGCAGUUUGGAUGACGCUAGCAAGAGGGGUGCAUCAGGAAGGGUCAACUGCAUCAACUGUGCAAAAGCUGGGAAGACGGCUCCAUGGUGUGUAUCAGAGGAUGCACACUUUAAAGUGUUUAGUCCAGAUGGCCCCACUGCUCCCCCGCAGAAGACGUGGGGCUCUGGCUCCCACUGGCCACAGAUCUGGGCCUGCCCAGGGGAUUAUGGUUCUUUGAAAUCUUUGCCUUUUUGUUAAUGCAAAAAUAAUGGCAUUAAAUUGUUUUCAUUUGCACUAUCUGAGCAUUAUCCAAUGAGCACAUAUUUUCACAUGUACCUUGCACACUGGUAUUUUUUUACAUGGCUAAGCCCACCAUGGUCUUUGUUUGCUUAGGAGCUAUCUUUUUCUGAUCAAGUUUUUAAAAGUAUUUUAAAUGUGACCAUUCAUAAAUGGUGUGAAUUUGUUCCUCCAGUUCACUGUUUGUCUUAUAACUUUGUAUAGGUGGCAUUUGGAGCCCUCAAUGUUUUCAUACCUGCUUUGUCAUGAGAUGGGUCACUGGGCUACUUCUCUAAUUUGGGGGCCAAAUUUAUAAAGGCCUUCUCCAGAGCAAAGUUGAAUUUGUCCUAAUUUAUAUUUUUUCCAGUUCCUUUUCUACUUCAAGAUAUUCAUGUAAAAUUUUAAUUAAUUUGGAACAUUGUAGAUCUGUCUCUAUGUUUUCCCCAAAGACACAUCAGGUGACUUAAAGCAGGUGUCGAAUGGUCUCUGUGCUUGAAAUGCCACUUCUGUGAUACACAAAGUUCCUGUCUAGAUUUGUUUUGUUUCUAGACUUCCUUUCUAAACUAUCCCGAUCACCCAGCUUUAUAAUAGAUUCCUUCCCUCACCCUGUACCAGGAAUCAAACUCAGGACCUUGCUCUUGCUAGGCAGGCACUGUGCCAUUGAGCUACAUCACUGGCCCCUAUAAUAGAUUAUAAUAAGUGGCAGGGCAAGAAGUCUGGUUACCUUUUAUUCACCAGCCCUUGUUCAAUACAGCAGUGUUUGUGGUCCAAGAAAAUCAUAAACAACCUAAAUGUUUGUCAAUGGUGAAAUUCUACAGUAGAAACUUCUGUGAAAAAUCAAUGAGACAGACACCCGCAGGCAUCAGGAAGAAGUUCAAAAUAUGAAUUCCAAAACAUCUGGGCAUCAUUCAGAGGGGAAAAUUGCAAUAAAAUAUUCGUAAUGUAAAAGGAAACCAGGCUUGAACUUCUGUGCCUGAGGGAGAGGAGCUAGGGAGGGUGCUCUGUGGAAGGCCAGCGGCCCUCCCGGGAGGCUAGAUUCUGUAAGACAGGAGGAAGUCUGGUCUCUGUGGCACUGCGGCACUCACAGGGCCUCUAUGAGUUGAAAGUGGCCUUUGGGACAGGCCACGGCAGAAGGAGGAAGCUGUGGACAGCAGAAUAAGAAGCAGGGGAACUUCCUGGAAAAUCCAGGAGGAAGUGGGGGGAGGAAAAGACUAAGCAAGAGGACAAUAAAGAUCACACUUAUUGCACUUAAAAAAAUUAUUCACUGUUGUCUGAAAUUCACAUUCAACUGGCCAUCCUGUAUUUGACCUCUAGUCAAUGGAAUGGAGAAGUAGGUAAGAGAAUGGAUCGCCCAUAAAAAUAGCUGAGGACGAUUGAAAGCUAUUUCUAUACACGCUGCUCAAGUGAUUUCUGGAAUCAACUUAUUUUAUCUUCACAGCGCUGUGAGGCAGAUAUUGUCGAUACUCAGAGGACUGAGAUCUUUUGAUCACUGUAUUUACCAUACCCAUUUUUGUCAUUGAGGAAACCGAGGCACAGAGAGCUUAUACAACUUGCCCCAGGUCAACCAGCCCAUUGGGAGCAGUGGCAGGAUUCAAACCCUGGUCCUGGGCUGAGAGGCUGCCUUUGAAAGCAAGAUCUUUCUCCUGAAGAUCCACACGUGGAUGUGAAAUAACCUGUGUGGGUUGGCAAGACAGAAAAAUCCGGAACUGAGUUGAUUCCACAGCCAGGGGAGAUGGAGCCAGUGGUGACUAUGGAAAUGUCGUGUUUCUCCAGGAGCAGAACAAGAGGCUGUGUGUUGUCACACGCUGAGAUCCCAAGAGACCUUUCCUGCACCCCAGAACAUGCAUACGGCAGGUGAGUGCUGAGGAAUUGUCUCAGCUUCAGGUCUCCAGGCAGCUGUGAAGGACUUUUGGAGACUGAAAGGAAGGGACAAAAUACACCUAAGCAGAGAAGCCGUCAGGCCAUCCAGGCCUCACAAGGCACCUGCUAGCCACAGUGGACUUGGGAACAAGAAUUGCCUAUUGGAAGAGCCCCAUGUGGGACAGACAAGGCCAGCUGCUGGGCCCCUCAGGGCACCCAUCUUUGACCACACUGCUCUGAGAAGAACGAAUUAGAGAAGGAAGGAGAAAAUGCUGAAGGCCAUCAGCAGCUGGCCACCGGGGGUCUCCAACCCUCUCACAGAUUAAUUCAUUACCCAGAAUCACUGCCGUGAGCAGAUCAUGCACCCCCAGAGCAAACCCCUCUGUCUCCAGACUUCUCUCUCCCAGGCCCAGAGGGUGCUGUCACAGUGGUGCCCAAUCAAUAAAGGCAAGUUGGGCAAGUUGAGGGUCCUGAGCACAAGUGGCUUCUGCCAGGUACCCCAAGUCACCCCACAAGUCCCAACUCAGUGUGGGCUCCUCAUGGGAAGCUCUUGCUGUCCUACACCCAAGUGGAGCACAUCUCAGCAUCUGUAUCCCCCAUCCCAACUUUGCCCCUUUGCCUGUGUCACCCAUUGUAUUUCUGGCUCAUAUCUUUGUGUCUCAACUCAGGCUUCAGUGUCCAGCCCAGACCUCAAACAUCUGCCUGGUGUGUGUGUUACCCUGGGCAACUGGAUUUGUGGUGCUGGCAAUUGAACCCAGGGCCUUGCACAUGCUAGGCAAGUGCUCUGCCACUGAGCUACACCCCAGCCCCUAAUGUGUAUGUUAAAAGUAUUUCUUGCUGGCAGAUUCUGCAUAUUUGUGAUUCCUUCUCUUCCAUCCCCAUUGAGAUGCCUAUUCUGCCAAGGGCUGAUGAUGGCAAUGAAGUCUGGCUAAUUGCUAGAUAUUAAGAGCAAAUGCACAGGCACACCCCUUAAACUUUCAUUUCCAUAUGAAAUGAAAAUUCAUGACUAUGCCAAGGAGGGCCAGACAGGAGGGUCAGAGAGGUGGGCUGUUUUCUAUUCAUGCAUGAUUCCGGCCUUGAGGGAGAACACCAUAGCACUGUAGGGGCCUGGAAAGAAGGGUGUCCACCUGGGAAGGGCUGUGUGGCACCCACACUUCCUAGAGACAUUGCUAGAUUUAGCAAACAAAAAUACAAGCCGUGGAGUUAGAUUUGAAUUUCUGACCAGCAGCAAAUAGUGUUAAGUUGUUUACAUUUGCAUUAUUUACAAUUGCAAAAAUUCAGAGACCUUUGGGGACCUUUCUGAAACAAAUUACAUCCUCUGGUGUCUUGUUGGUGCUUGAGAUGCUUUUUCAAGUUAUAUGGAAAAACAUGUUUAAGUGCUUUUCAGUUUUGUUUUGGUUGAGUUCUACUUAUUUGAAUAUUAUUGUAGUUUUUUUCCCCUUGCAUUGUUCUUCUUUGAAUGGUGUUAAUUUUUUGUAUGUGUGUGUGUUUGAUAAAAAAGUUAUUUUUUUAAAAAAUUCAGAGACCAUCGAUCUAAAUGUCCAUCAGGGAGGAAUGGCUUGUGUAAAUCGUGGUACUUUCACACGAGUGUGACUCCUGAGAAGCUGCUAAGAGAGCCUACGUGUAGCAAGACAAGACUUCCAAGAGGCCCCAUGGGAGAGAAGGUAGCAAGCUGCAAGCUGUGUCCUUAACUUUCUUCAGGAGGGGUGAUUUGGGGACCUCUUUAGUGGCAUCAUUGCUUCUCAUGGUCACUGAGUGCUCUCAAUGCAGACAAUGACCUUCAAAUUCUAACAGAUCCAGCAGGAAGGCUGCUUCAAAGAGUGCCCCCUAAUAAACUUGAAGCAAAAGGGAUAGAAGACGUGAAAAAAAUUUGCAAUGCCUGUGUAACAAGAUGACAGGAACUGUAACUCACUAGAAGUCCCCAGUGGCUUUGUAAGUCUUUAGAGGUGGAAGAUGGGACACUGAAGAGCACACUCAAGAAAAAGGACAUGUCCCCUCCACCAGUGCACAGGAAAGGAAGGAACACUUGUUUCCUCCUGGGAGAUGAGAGGGAGGAGAGGUGGAGAAGAGAGAAGAGAGAAAAGAGAACAUGGCUAAGGAUCCAGAGAGUUUGCAGAAUGCCCUGCGUUUCCCUGAUAGUCACUAACGUCCACACAGAACCUCGAAAGUUGGGACUACUUUAGUGGAGAAGAUCAAGGAGAGACUUGGUCCCAGAUCCCAAUCUGACCUGCACUGAUUUGAGACUGCUGCCAAUCAGCUGAAGGUUCUUUUGCUCAAUUACACAGAAAUCGUGAGUCGACAGGUACAGCUCUGCUAGCAACCCUGAUGCCACCAGGUGACACCAGUUAACGCUGGAUGGGAUUGGCCAACCCGGCUAGUUGCUCGGCUCAGCCUCUGCCAGCCACCAACGGCUGACACCUGCUUGUUCUGGGUGCUGUUGGGCGAUUCUGCUAGUAGCUGCUCUCCAGUGCUGAUCUUUACCUGCUGCUGGUCUCCGGAGUAUUCAGGGCCAUCUGUAUUCAUAGUUUUGUUUUUUUUUUUCUUUAAGCAACUACUCUAUCCAUACUAUUCAGAAUAAGAAUCUUGAGUAAAUUUAUAGGACCGUCCAAGCCCACACCAACAGAGAACUACAUCAUGAGCAGACUUACAGGAGCACUGGAGUGAGGCUUUAUUGGAACAGGACUUGUGCUGCAGCAGGAGGGAGAUGGUAUCAGUACACCAGAGGGAGCCCUUUCAGACCAACCUGAGGGGUGCGAGAGCACUGCUGCUUAUGUAGCAUCAGCAGGAAUGUGAUUGGCCCAAAGCCGAGCCUCCUGAUUGGUCCAAAGUGAUCUAAACUCAAACCUUCUGAUCUAUACCUACUGAGCAGUCCAAAUUCAAUUCCUUGGUUCAAUAAGUGUAAAUUCCACAGGGCUGGGGAUUUAGAUCAGUUGUGCCACACCUGUCUUGCAAGUGCAAGGUCCUGGGUUUGAUUCCCAGUACCAAAAAAAAAAAGCACAAGUUUAAAUUCCCGCCUGCAGAAGUCAGUACACUUGUGGAGUGCCCAGGACAGCCACAGCUGUCAUGGUGCUGUUGGGCUGAGUGUUGGGAGACUUGAGCUGUUUGACAGCUGCUGUGUCUCCACAGAAAAUUUGGGGGCUGAACCUGGGGAAGUGUCAGAGGGCCUAUCUGUGUUAGUCACAGCUUACUGGGGUUUGGGUUAUUGGGUUACUGUUAAUGCUAACAAUGGGCCUGGAUCCCUCCCUGUUCUCUGCCACGUUAGAGGCGAUUCCUCUACUGCUUCUUUAGAGAGGGGCCCAGUGUCUGGAGCAGGGUGUGGCUCUGCAGCCAACAACUGGGCCACACUUCCUGUCAGAGCCAACUAGAGACCUGCCGAAGUUACCCGAGGGGCAGAAGGAGGACACUGAGGCAUGCUGGCCCAGUCCCUCCUCAGGGGACCUGGGGGGAGGGAAGGAGGUGGCGGGGAGGGCGAGACAGCUCUUGGCCAAGCCAUGACCCCCUCUGGCUGGCACAGGAAAAGAGGGAGCGUCGGGUGCUUCUCAGCUGUCUCAAGAUGAGGCAGAGGCUGUGUGCACACAGCUGGGCCGCUGGUGGCCUCUUGAACACAGGGCUUGGGGCUGGGAAAGGGGUGUGACCUGGAAUGGGCUCUGAGGCAGCCCGAAGCAGAGGGCUCAAGCCUGGGAGGACCUCGCUGCCAUGGGCCAGAGCUGGGAGAAGAGAAAGUCAGAAGAGUCAUCAUAAAUAAAGCGGUUCCACUAAUCAAUGAGAGAUAUGUGGAAAAAGUGUUCAAAUUGCUUGAAUAAGUGCUCUACAAAAAUAGAGAUGGAAAAUAAAACGAAAGAAAAAGGCUUAUCCUCAUUAA